Messenger RNA from Elgaria multicarinata webbii, 2556 nucleotides. It is a transcript of the gene AKAP7, whose product is annotated as A-kinase anchoring protein 7. The transcript is spliced from 8 exons. Lineage: Eukaryota; Metazoa; Chordata; Lepidosauria; Squamata; Anguidae. Gene Ontology annotation, molecular function: protein kinase A regulatory subunit binding. The coding region runs from base 25 to 1182 and encodes 385 amino acids. The record is from RefSeq and is a predicted model, not a curated record. Gene Ontology annotation, cellular component: cytosol.
GGAUCGGGCGGUUCCAGGACCGCUAUGGCAGCGAAGGAGCACUCGCCUCCCGGGGCGGAACUCCAGAGGCUGGGAGCGGAGGCGGAAAGCGGAGGACAAGGACCACCUCUCCCUACAAGCAGUCAGUUGUUGCAACAGACCGAUGGAGGGCAAGUGGUGGAGCGGAAGAAAAAGCAAAGAAAAAAACAAAGAAAGGCAUCACAGUGUCUUGACAAUUCCAUCGACUGUUUGAUGCUGGAAAUGCCGUUUGCCAAAGCAGAUAUUGAGGCUGAAUUUAGCACCACAGGUACAUCUAAAUCAAAUAUUAAAAAGACGAGAAAGAGAACGACUGGCAGGGAAAGUGAAAAUGACAAUCUAAUCAAGAAGAAAAAGAAAAAUCAAGAUCAUCCCAAUUAUUUCAUCUCAGUUCCAAUUACAAAUCCAAAGAUUACAGAUGGUAUUCAGGCUCUCCAGGAUGCCAUAAUACAAAAGGAUAACAGGCUCUCCAAAGCGAUGGUGCAUUAUGGCUCUUUGCAUGUCACCCUCUUGGUGAUGCAUUUGUCGAGUGAAGCAGCAAUUGACAAUGCAGUUGGUGCUUUCUUGGAGAGUAAAGGCUUAAUUGAAGAACUACUACAAGGAAAGCCAUUGGAUUUAUUGUUUCAAGGAAUUGAUCACUUUAGAAAUCAAGUUGGAUUUGUGAAGUUGAGAGGUGACCAUGCAGCUACACUUCUGGAGAUAUCAGAGAUUGUGAAGAAGAUAUUUCAAGAAAAGGGCAUCUUCGCAGGAGAUGACAAAACUUUUAAGCCUCACUUGACCUUCAUGAAGCUGUCAAAAUCCCCCAAACUACGAAAGCAGGGAGUGAAAAGAAUCGACCCAACCUUGUUUGAAAAUUUCAAGAACCACUGUUUUGGAGCUGAACCCAUGAAGCGUCUAGAUUUGUGCUCGAUGUUGAAAAAAAAGCAACCUAAUGGCUACUAUCACUGUGAGUCUUCUAUCACAGUAGGGAAGAGCCAUGAAGCAGAUGUAAUAAAGGAAGCUUUGCGCAGAGAGCUGUUGGCCCUGUUAUCCCAACUGAAUCAAAUAAAGGCGCUUUUAUCAUGUCCAGCGGUUCGGAUGAAAAUGUACAAAGAACUGCUUGAAAAAGGACUCAUCAGUGGCAGCAUCAGGGAAAGCGUCACUGAUCCUGCAUCUUCAGUCUCUUAACUAUAAAUUAUUAGAGUGCAAAACUCUACAAGUUCAGUUUUUUUUAAAAAAAAAACCAAUCUUAUUUGUUUACCAAAUUUGUAUUGUUUUCUUGGGGAGGAGGGGUGGGGUCUGUAUUAAAAUAUUUGAAAGUAGAAGAAAUAAGCUACAUCAGCACACUUUUCUAGAAUCCAUCCUAUGUGAUGGGGGUAGGUGGGUGAAAUCCUAAUUGAUUCUACAUUUUUUUUAUCCUAGGAGGAAGGGAAAUCUGUUUUAAGCAAUGUAUUCCUUCAGUAACACUGCACAUAAUUGGCACCCUAGUUCUAACCAUUUAUGCUGGAAUAUUUACUUGUGUAUGGAAUUGUAGUAUAAUGACCCAGCACAGUUUGGGAAACGUCAUGGUUUAUGAUAUGGUUGUUCCCUUCCUAUGCACUUGUUUGCACAGGAAGUCAAAGGACAAGUCCAGAUGAGAGCUUCCUGUACUUUCAGUACAGCGCUUUAGUGCAACCCAGGAAGCAGUACCAGCUCCAGUUUUUUAAGGCCUGUUGGGCAAGACACCCUGAAUGGGUCCCCUUGUUCUACCUUCUCACUGCUAUUGUCACCAUCUGCUAUCACUCCCCAUCCUCUUUCUCAUUAUUGCUACCACUUGCUUGUUUGACAGGCAGAGAGCCAGGGUGUAAGUAGAUAGUGGCAUCUACUCCUGCUUUCCACCACCACCACCACCAUCGUCUAGACCGGAAUGGUGUAGAGGAGGAGAAAAUCCACAGGGCUCUUGUCAGUGGCCCCCUGCUGGGGUGAGGGCCCUUAGCAGGUGCCUGGUCAGGCCUCUCUUUGAUGCCAGCCCUGGCAGGAAAUUCAGGGAGCAGUACUGGGACGAGAGAAACGUCCCAUGUGAAAUGGAACUGUGUCUACUCAUCCUUUCUUAAGAAUUGCCUCACCACCAUUGGCCCCACAAUUCUCUCUGCCCCCAAGCAAAUUUACCAUGCAAACUAGAUCAUAGCCCCUCUGCAUAUGCCUUUAGUCUUAGGCCCAUGAUUCCUUGUUUUAUAAGAAAUAAUUUCAGUAGCCUAGCCAUAAAGUAACAUUUUAAAACAAACGCAACAGAUCCUUUUAAAUGAUUUUAAACUGUACAGCUAAGGAAAUCGUUUUAUAUUAUACUGCCAUAUCUCUAUGUAUGACAGCAUUUUAUUUGGGCAAUGUUUACUUUUUUAACAAAACAGGAUUUGAAAUCAUAUGUACAGAUGCUGAAAUACAAUUUGUGCUGUUGUUUACAUGCAAAACUGGAUUGUUUAAAAUUUUUGCAGUAUUUAUUAUGAAUCACAGAACAUAAUUAUCUUUAAUCAUUUCUUAAAGGAGUAUGUUUGAUUUUUUUAAAAAAACAUUUAAAUGUGUUAU